CAUAUUUCUCUCCUUCUUCUUCUUCUUCUUCUGGGUUAGAUAUGGAGGGGAAGCUUAGUACAAAGCGACGACGUAUUUACUCUGUGGAACCCAGCAAAAUAGCACAGGCUGAGUUUGCGAGAAUCUACUUGAGCCAUUUGGUUCCCGCUUUGGUGAAGCUAAAGCAGAACCAGACGCAGAAGAAGAAGAAGAAGAUUACAGAAGAAGAUGAUGAUGAUCAGAAGAACAGUUGUGAGAAUGUUGUGAAGCAUGAAGUGGGUAUGGCUAUGGUGUGGUCAGCCCCACCAGGCUUCGCAUGGACCAAAGCCCUAAAGGCCAAGUUUCAAACAGAUCACACCAAUGCAGCCAUCAUCAACGACCACCACCAUCCAUAUUUCUCUGCUGCAAACUCUACAACUACUGUUUCUUCCAAAUCAUCCUGUGUUCAUAAAGAAGAAGAAGAAGAAGGGUUUAAGAGACUGAGAAGGCUGAUUCCAGGUGGAGAAGAAAUGGGUGAUGAUGAAGAAGAAAUGGCUCGAGAAUUGGAGAGUUAUAUAAGGUGCUUGCAAAUGCAGGAAGAAAGAUGAUUUAUGUGAGGACAUGAAUAAUCAAG
Molecule: messenger RNA, 592 nt
Organism: Neltuma alba
Lineage: Eukaryota; Viridiplantae; Streptophyta; Magnoliopsida; Fabales; Fabaceae
Product: transcription factor bHLH146-like
Exons: 2
Coding region: 42-566 (174 amino acids)
Biological process (GO): regulation of DNA-templated transcription
Source: RefSeq, a predicted model, not a curated record